Messenger RNA from Sipha flava (yellow sugarcane aphid), 2127 nucleotides. RefSeq lists its product as uncharacterized. Bases 373 to 2034 code for a protein of 553 amino acids. The transcript has 3 exons. NCBI's taxonomy places the organism in Eukaryota, Metazoa, Arthropoda, Insecta, Hemiptera, Aphididae. The record is from RefSeq and is a predicted model, not a curated record.
GGACUGGCCGCGGAGCGCGCGGGUACGCGUGUGCGCAUCAACAGUCGCUACCCAGAACCGGCCGAGUGCGUCCCAAAACGCGACACGACGCGCGCGCGCUUCUCCGUGAUUUCCGUUCGCCAUCGCGGCAACCGCGGUCCAGCGGUGGUGGUGCGGUUAGAAUACAACGAACGAAAAACGGUUCGCGCCGUUCUUUAUCCCGUGGUCCCCUUCGGAGUCCCUUCGACUCCACAGUCUCUUAUUCCGGCGUCCUUGUCCUUGUACUUCAUUAUCCCACGCGUCGCCACUUCCCGUUCUUCGUGUGCGUGCCGAUACACUCGAACACGGUCACUGUCAUGGUGUUUUCAUCUGCAGCCAACCGCCGGACGAAACAUGAACGCGGCCGCUGCGGACAUCGGUCAGAUUGACAACGUUGCAGCCGGAUCGAAAAACGCAUUGUCCAGAACGAAGGGCGCGCCGAAUGGGCGGACCGCCGCGAAACGGCAUCGGACCGCAGUCGAACUUUCGCCGAGGGUGGAUCGGAGAACGGUGGACGAGCUGCUGGAGUGGCGGCGGGCGAGCUGUGACAAUCUGGGCAAGGUGCUGAGAUCGCUGUACGUGUUCGAGUCGCGGCUGAGGAAGGAGCAGCGGCAGAUCAGACGGCAGCUGGGUGAACGGGACGCGGUCAUCAGGCAGCAGCAGGUGGAGAUCGCGAAGCUGCGACAGACCGUGGCGCAGCACUGCAGCCGUUGUGAGGACGUUGAACAGCCGCCGCCACCGCCAUCGAAGCCGGAUCUCAUCACGUGCAUCACACCACAUCAGUCGGGCGAGCCAGCGAGAAACACCGGCAACGAUGCGGACCCACGCGAAAAGCCUACCGACGACGGUCCGUGGCCGGCGGUCGUGCCGUCGAAAUUGGACGCGGCAAGCAGAAAGACCAAUGUCGCGGGUCCGCCGCCGCCCGUGGUCGACGCGCGAGCGAAAAACAAGAACCCCAACACCAACGUGAACUUCAACAAGAACGUGUACAGCAAGACCGUCACGGAUCUGUCGCUCAACGACAUAGCGUCGUUUCCCAACCCGACGCCCAACAACAACCUGUUCGUCGUGUCCAACUCGAUUUUCUCGAAAAACGAUUUCACGUAUAACGGUGUCUCCAAACAGGCGUUCACGUCGGUGAAGCAGAAUGGCAAGGUGAUCACGUCGGCGCUGAAGAAGGCGGACAGGUACCCGUCGGCCAAAACGGUGCACUUCGGCAAGACCACGCACAUCCCGGAGCCGGACGAGGACGGCCAGACGGAUAUCGUAAAAACGGUCGAGACGCUGCUGCUGCGGUGCGGCGGCGACUCAACCGAGUCGGAGAACGACACGUCCAGUACCGCGUCCACCGAGACCUCACCCAGUGUCUCGCAGAUGGUUCGCAAGUUCGAAAGCAUCGGCACCACGACCACAAUUACCACCGCCGGUAUCAACGGUGGUGCUGGCGCUGCGACGACGGGGGCCGUGGUGCUGGCGGGUGGUGGCUCGGACACCAGAUCGUCACCGGCCACGGCCGCGCACAACGGCAGUUACAUCGCGGACGCGCAGCUCAAGACGGCCGCGGAGCUUGACAUCCGGCCGGACCCGGAGUCGGAGCUCAGCUCGGGCGGCGGAUCGCUCAGCGAUCUGGACCCCCGGAACAAUUUCGAAGAGUUCCGGUUCGAAGAUAGCGACCUGGACCGCGAGUAUCGGGCCGAGACAGACGGGCUCCUCGAGUGCCCAGGUCGGGCCGCGGUCGUGGCGCUGUCCGGCAGCGGCGGCGAGGACGACGACGACGGCGACCGCGACCGCGACGAUGACCGUGCGGGCCGCAUCAACUACGAGUCGUUCCUGGAGGUGACCGGACUCAGUCAAAAAUCCAUCAUUACCGUGCAGUCGAACCGGAACGUGUACGGCUCGCACAGAAACGUGCAGAAGCCGAAGGACGUGAAGAGCAGGAGCCGGGCCAAGUCCGCAUCAUUCGAGUACAAAACGUACCCGUCCACCGUCAAGUACUGGACGGAACCUUAUCUCUGACGGCCAUAGUUACCUACCCACAUUCCCACACGUGUACACAUAUUAUUAUUAUUUUUAUUAUUAUUACUAUAUUAUAAAGCACUGUUUUUUUUU